Molecule: messenger RNA, 2505 nt
Organism: Ananas comosus (pineapple)
Lineage: Eukaryota; Viridiplantae; Streptophyta; Magnoliopsida; Poales; Bromeliaceae
Product: primary amine oxidase-like
Exons: 5
Coding region: 92-2284 (730 amino acids)
Biological process (GO): amine metabolic process
Molecular function (GO): quinone binding; copper ion binding; primary methylamine oxidase activity
Source: RefSeq, a predicted model, not a curated record
UACAAUCAAAUUGCCCGUUCUCUGCGCCAUUUAAGGUGUCUCUAGUGGAUUCUUCUCAUGCAUCCACCUCCUCCGCCCUCUGUGCUCUCUGAUGGAACCGUCUGCGGCCGCUGCUGUCACCGCUGUCGCCCGCCGCCGCCUCCUCAUCCUCCUCUUUCUGUUCUCCCUCCUCUUCUUCGCCUACCUCUCUUUCCUCUCCUCGCCUUUCUCUCCUCACUCCUCAUCUAUCGGCACUGCUUCUUCUAAUAGAAAGUUUCGUUCUUUAAGCAGUUCGCUGCCUGUCCACCCUCUUGACCCGCUUACUGUCGAUGAAAUCUCCACCGUCCGGUCUGUCCUCCUUUCCCACCCUCCCUUCGCCUCCCCGAACCCUUUCCCCUCAAUCCACUCCCUCUCCCUCGCCGAGCCUUCCAAAUCUGUAGUCCGCUCCUGGCGCCCCGGCAUCAACCCCCUCCCCCCUCGCCGCGCCCUCGUCGUCGCCUACUCCCCUUCCUCCUCCCUAUCCCACCUCCUCACUGUCGACAUCUCCUCAAAGCGCGUAAUUCACCAUGACACGGUCCCCCUCUCCGCCGCCCACGGCUACCCGAUCCUCACCGCCGACGACAUGUCCCGCGCUACGUCGGCCCCCUUCGCCGAUCCGCCCUUCCUCCAAGCAGUCCGCUCGCGCAGCCUCGCCCCCUCCGACCUCACCUGCGUCCCCCUCCCCGCCGGCUGGUUCGGCAAAACCGAAGAAUCCGCCCGCCUCGCAAAAGUCCAGUGCUACUCCCACGCCGGCACCGCUAACUUCUACAUGCGCCCCGUCGAGGGCCUCACCGUCUUAGUCGACCUCGACAAGAACCGAGUGAUCGAAAUCCUCGACAACAAACAACCAAUCCCCCUCCCCUCCGACGACGACACCGACUAUCGAUACGACGUCCAGAAAAAGAAAACAACAAAACAGAGGGCGCAAUACAAGCUGAACCCAAUAACGCUCGAACAACCGGAGGGCCCGAGCUUCACGGUGGAGGGGGCGCACGUGAUCCGGUGGGCCGGGUGGGAGCUGCACGUGCGCCCGGACUCCCGGGCGGGGAUGAUAAUAUCCCGCGCGAGAAUAAACGACCCGGAAACCGGUAAGGCGAGAGAGGUGAUGUACAAAGGAAUGGCGUCGGAAUUAUUCGUGCCGUACAUGGACCCGACCGAGGGGUGGUACUUCAAGGCGUAUUUGGAUGCGGGCGAGUACGGGUUCGGGCUGCAGGCGAUGUCGCUCGACCCGAUAAACGACUGCCCACGUGGCGCGUAUCUGAUGGACGGGGUGCUCGCCGGGUCGGACGGGAGGCCGUUCGUCCGGCCCGGAAUGGUGUGCGUCUUCGAGCGCUACGAAGGUGACGUGGCGUGGCGCCACUCCGAGGGGCCCACCACGGGAAUCAACAUACGUGAAGUGCGUCCAAAGAUAACUUUGGUUGCGCGAAUGUCUGCGUCUGUUGGAAAUUAUGACUACAUAGUGGAUUGGGAGUUUCAAACGGAUGGGCUUAUUCGAAUCAAGGUUAGUCUCAGUGGCAUGUUGAUGGUGAAGGGAACAGUUUACAAGAACAUGAGCCAAGUUCCGGAACAUGAGGAUCUCUACGGAACCCUACUAACCGAAAACCUAAUCGGUGUGGUGCACGACCACUACGUCACCUUCUACUUGGACAUGGACGUCGACGGCCCCGAGAACUCGUUCGUCGACGUGCACAUCGUGAAGCAGGAGACGGGCGCGGGGGAGUCCCCCCGCAAGAGCUACCUGAGGGUCGAGAGGCGGGUCGCGAAGACGGAGGAGGACGCGCGGAUUAAGCUGAAGCUCUACGACCCAUCGGAGUUUCAUGUGGUGAACGCGAAGAGGACGUCGAGCGUCGGGAACCCCACGGGGUAUAAGAUCGUCCCCGGCGCGACCGCUGCGAGCUUGCUCGACUUGGAUGAUCCACCGCAGGAGCGAGCUGCGUUCACAAACAACCAGAUAUGGGUGACUCAGUACAAUGCUAGUGAGGAAUGGGCAGGUGGAUUUUUUGUGUACCAAAGUCAAGGAAAAGACACACUUGCCCAGUGGUCUGAAAAGAAUAGGCCAAUUGAGAAUAGGGACAUUGUGUUAUGGUACACAAUGGGGUUCCACCACAUCCCAUGCCAAGAGGACUAUCCUAUCAUGCCCACUGUGUCCUCCACAUUUGAUCUUAAGCCUGUUAACUUCUUCAGAAGGAACCCUAUCCUUAGGGCCAAGCCAUAUACUGAAGAUGAUUUCCCUGUGUGUAGACCACAAGCAUCUGUCCAAAAAUAAAAAAUAAAAAAUAGAAGUUAAAAAAAAAAAAUCUAUUUGAAGGUCAUUCAAAUGAUAUAAAUUACAAAAGUUCAUAGAAUAUAUGUUGAUUUAGUACAAGGAAAAUUAAUAGCUAGCUUGUAGGUGAGGAUAAGUUCCUUCUUAUCCUUGGUUCUAUAUAUAUAUAUAUAUCCUGCUAUAUAAUAUUGUGAGGAUAUAUAUAUAUAUAUAUAUACAUUGGA